UCCUUACUAUUGCACUACCCCGUUGGCGGUGUAUUGAAACGACAGUUUUCAACGUGCGCUGAAGUGUCACCACAUGGAAUAGUCUAAGGGAUAAUGUAAAAACUUGAAAACACAAAUCUAGCCUCAUAUUUUGUGACGCUCAAUUUCAUCCUCAAAAUGGAGUACUCCUGCUUCUAGCUAUUCCUGGACGAUUUCUUCAUCUGAAUUCUACUUCAGAGAACCAAAUUCUCUUAUUCUCAUCUCUUCAAACAACUAAAACAUAUAGACACAAGAUUAUGGGGUCUAAAGUAAACCCCACAAACCCUCUAAUUCUUUGCAACAAACUCCCAACAAAAAGACGAAGGAUUUGCCCAAAAACCACAUCCUUCUCUUCCGCUUCCUACAGCCAAAAUCAGCAAAAACAGGCUUCCACAUCCACAGCUAAUAUUAGUACUCAAACGCAACAGCUAAAAUCUGAGCUUUACACUGUAAAUUUCAGGACUUUGGGGGCUUGCAAGCUUGGAAUUUCCAGGUAUCCUGAUUUUGAAUACAAUGCUGAAGGUGGGGAAGGAACUGGGUCUGGUUCAAAGGUGUUAGAAAGCAACUCCAAUGAUGAUGAGAUUUUGGUUUCCUUUGACAUUAAGACACUCUACAUUCCACCAUUGACAAGUUCGACUACGAAGUUCUUGGGUUUGCCGCUGCCACCGUUUUUGAAGAUCAGAAUUGACCCUGAAAUCUUCCGAGGAAGCAUCAAUCAAAACACUGGCAAGGUUAAUUUUGAAUUCAAGGCCAAGUUUUGGUUUUCAGUUGGGAGCAUUUAUAAAGCUCCGCCGCUGGUGGUCGCGACGGUGUUGACAUCUGAGGAGUCAGUGGGGAAAAUAAGAAGUGGAAGAGGGGACAGGUUGGACAAAGAAGGAAAAUGCAGAUUGGUAGGGGUGGCAACAGUUGAUCCUAUUGAUGAUUUCCUCAUGAAUUCCUUCCUUGGACUGCCUACUGAAUGCCUUGCCAACCUCAAUGCCAUUAUCUCCUCUAAUUCUUCUUGAAUCUUGAAUAAACCAGUUAUACAUAUCCCAAAUACCUUUUUCUCUUCUUUUCCUCUUUUACUUUGUUGAAAUGUAUAUAAUACAUUAAAACAAGAAUCUUUGCUUAAAGCAUUAUUCAAUAGUUGUUAUACAGCUACAAGUGACUUACAGCUAUU
Molecule: messenger RNA, 1177 nt
Organism: Morus notabilis
Lineage: Eukaryota; Viridiplantae; Streptophyta; Magnoliopsida; Rosales; Moraceae
Exons: 2
Coding region: 276-1022 (248 amino acids)
Source: RefSeq, a predicted model, not a curated record